AUGGGUAAAAAAGUAAUUCACAGCAGGAACAUUGCGUCUUUAUUAAAGUACCAGUAUGAUGUUGACGUUGUAUUUGGAAUAGUUGGUAUCCCGGUGGUAGAAUUUGCUCAAGAACUACAGAGUGUUGGUAUCAGGUUUAUUGGGUUUAGAAAUGAGCAGGCUGCUUCAUACGCUGCUUCUGCAUAUGGCUAUUUGACUGGAAAGCCUGGUGUGUUAUUGGUUGUAGGUGGUCCUGGUGUGAUACAUGCCCUGGCUGGUGUCUACAACUCUAUGAACAAUAGAUGGCCACUGUUAAUAAUUGCAGGAAGUGUUCCAAGAGAUGAGAAAUAUCAAGGUGGCUUUCAAGAAUUGGAUCAAGUAUCACUAUUAAAGCCGUAUCUAAAAUUUGCAGGCGAACUGACAGGUACUAAGAAAGAUGCCAACAUUGUAUUCAACGCAUGGAACAGUGCAACCCAAGGAACACCAGGUGUAUCGUAUAUCGACUUUCCUGGGGACCUUAUCACUGAUGUAGUUGAAGCGAUAGAAUUUUAUAAACAUGAAACUAAACGUAUUACAACAGGACCUGAUCCUCGUUCCAUUGCUGAAGUUACCUCAUUAAUCAAAGAACACCAGGACAAGAACAUCCUUGUCGUAUUAGGUAAAGGCUGCAUCAACUCAUCAUUAGCUUUACGUCAUUUUAUCGAGGAAUUCAACUUUCCAUUCUUACCAACUCCAAUGGCUAAGGGCAUCCUUCCUGACAGCCAUAGAUUAAAUGUUUCAGCUGCUAGAUCACAAGCAUUAAAAUCGGCAGAUUUGGUUUUAGUAUUUGGUGCAAGGUUGAACUGGAUUCUACACUAUGCGUCACCUCCAAAAUGGAAUUCGAAUGCUAAAUUUGUUCAAGUCGAUAUUGAGCCGCUAACGCUAGGUGUUAAUAACCCUAAUGGAACAUCAUAUUGCAUUUGGGGUGAUAUACAACUCACGAUUGAAAAUUUAAGAGACACUUUGCACAAAUUGGAUUUUGUGAAACACAAAGGGCUUACCAAAGAGUUGAAAGAAAAAAUUGAAAGUAAUAAACAUAACUUAAGAGUAAGACUAAAUCCAGAAAAUUAUUAUGGAGCCAAAAUGCUGAACUACUACUCUGUUUAUAGCAUGUUGAAAAAUUUGAUUGAUGAUAGAUCAAGCUUUAUAGUAUCCGAAGGUGCAAAUACUAUGGAUAUUGCUCGAAUUUCUUUCGAAACAGAUUUCCCAAAGAGAAGGUUAGAUGCUGGAACUAAUGCAACAAUGGGUGUUGGACUCGGAUAUGCGAUCGCAGCAAAAGUACAUUCUCCAGAAUUAAACAUCGUCACGAUACAAGGUGAUUCCGCAUUCGGAUUUUCAGGUAUGGAAAUAGAGACUGCUGUUAGAUAUCGCCUUGGCAUUAUAUUCAUAAUCAUGAAUAACAGUGGUAUAUAUCACGGCUCUGACCCAAGCACAAUCACCAACGAGACUCAACUACCCCCUACAAUGCUUUCUGAGAAAUGUAGAUAUGAUUUAGUGGCUAGAGGUCUUGGUGCAAAGGGAUACUUGGUGAAAAACUUACAAGAACUUGAAUAUUAUUACAAGAAAGCAUUGGUUCAUACCCGGGAAAGAAUACCAUGUCUAUUGAAUGUGAUCAUCGAACCGGGCCAAAAUAAAAAGAUAUCAUUCGGGUGGCAGAAGUCGAAGCUAUAA
Nakaseomyces glabratus is the source of this 1689-nucleotide messenger RNA. It is a transcript of the gene PXP1, whose product is annotated as putative indolepyruvate decarboxylase family protein. Gene Ontology annotation, cellular component: peroxisome. The record is from RefSeq and is a predicted model, not a curated record. Gene Ontology annotation, molecular function: thiamine pyrophosphate binding; catalytic activity; magnesium ion binding. Gene Ontology annotation, biological process: fatty acid alpha-oxidation. Lineage: Eukaryota; Fungi; Ascomycota; Saccharomycetes; Saccharomycetales; Saccharomycetaceae.